ACUCUAUGAUGACAAGGUAUUCACCAGUCUGAUUACUAGGGCUUGACUUUGAAGAGGAUUUGGCACUAUUGGGUUUGUGUGCUAUGCAAGUGCUGCUGCAGGAAACUGAGGGGAGAGCAUGGUCCAGCUGGGAAGCCAGGACAUGAUUUAGAGCUCCAAGAGGAGAUCCUGAGAGGUCAUGGCAUGAAGCUGUGAGGAUGAAGCCUGGAUUGCCUUUUAGACCACAAGAUGAGUCAGAGCCGCAGUGAGGAAAUCCUGAGAGUUCAUUGCAGGAGGCUGUGAUGGUGAAGUCAGGAUUGCCUUUGAGACCACAAUAUGAGUGCAGUGACCUAUGACGAUGUGCAUAUGGACUUCAGUGUGGAAGAGUGGGCUUUGCUGGAUUCUUCCCAGAAGAAUCUAUACAAAGAUGUGAUGGUAGAGACUUGCAGGAACCUCACUGCUAUAGGCUACAGUUGGGAAGACCAUAAUACUAAAAAACAUUGUCAAAGUUUUAGAAGGCAGGGCAGGAAUGAAAGAAAUCAUACUGGAGACAAACUCACUGAAAUUACUCAAUGUGUUAAAGCCUUUGCAUAUCACAAUCAUCUUCAAAUACAUAAAAGAAGGCAUACUGGAGAGAAACCCUAUGCAUGUAAUAAAUGUGAUAAAGCCUUUGUAUGUCAGAGUCAUCUACAAAGACAUGAAGUAACUCAUACUGGAGAGAAACCUUAUGAAUGUAAUCAGUGUGAUAAAGCCUUUGCACAUCACAGUAGUCUCCAAACACGUAAAAAAACCCACACUGGAGAGAAACCAUACAAAUGUAAUCAAUGUGAUAAAGCCUUUUCACAAUACAGUAUUCUCCAAAAACAUAAAAGAGUCCAUACAGGGGAGAAACCCUAUGAAUGUAGUCAUUGUGGUAAAGCCUUUUUAUAUUACCGUGAUCUCCAAAGACAUGAAAGAAUCCAUACUGGAGAGAAACCUUUUGAAUGUGAUCAGUGUGAUAAAGCCUUUUCACGACAGUGUAAACUUCAAAUACAUAAAAAAACUCAUACUGGAUACAAACCUUAUGAAUGUAGUCAGUGUGGUAAAGCCUUUGUAUGUCAAAAGAGUCUCCAGUUACAUAAAAGGACUCAUUCUGGAGAGAAACCCUAUGAAUGUAAUGAGUGUGGUAAAGCCUUUGUAUGUCAGAAGCGUCUCCAAAGACAUAAAAAGACUCAUACUGGAGAGAAACCUUAUGAAUGCAAUCAGUGUGGUAAAGCCUUUGCACAUCACAACAAUCUUCAAGAACAUAAAAAAACCCAUACUGGAGAAAAACCAUACAAAUGUAGUCAAUGUGAUAAAGCCUUUUCACAAUACAGUAAUCUACAAAAGCAUAAAAGAACACAUACUGGAGAGAAACCCUAUGAAUGUAGUCAGUGUGGUAAGCUCUUUGCUUAUCAAGAGAGUCUCCAAUUACAUAAAAGAACACAUACUGGAGAGAAACCCUAUGAAUGUAGAGAGUGUGGUAAAACCUUUAUAUGCCAAAAGAGUCUCCAAAUACAUAAAAGAACUCAUACUGGAGAGAAACCUUAUGAAUGUAAUCAAUGUGGUAAAGCCUUUGCUUAUCAUAGUAGUCUCCAAGUACAUAAAAGAACACAUACUGGAGAGAAAGCAUACAAAUGUAAUCUAUGUGAUAAAGCCUUUUCACAAUACAGUUAUCUCCAAAUACAUAAAAGAAGACAUACUGGAGAGAAACCUUAUGAAUGUAAACAAUGUGAUAAAGCCUUUGCAUGUCGAAGGAGUCUCCAAAGACAUAAAAGAAAACAUCCUGGAGAGAUAGAUGCCAUAUGAAUGAAAUUAGUGAGGUAAAGCCUUUGCAUAUCAAAGUAGUCUCCAAAUAUAUAAAAGAAGACAUACUGAAGAGAAACACUAUGAAUGUAAUUAAUGUGGUAAACCCUUUGCAUAUUAGCAGUCUUCAAAGUCAUAAGAAAAUAAUCAUACUGCUGAGAAACCCUACAAAUGUCGUUAGUGUAGCAAGAUUUUGCAAUUCAUGGUAGUCUUCAUACAUGAGUAGAACUUUUAGUGUGUAAUUGGGCUGUUAAAGCCUGUGCAUAUCACAUUAAUUGGUGAUGAUCUGAAAAAAAAAAAAACAAUACCAAAGGUAAUCUAACUAUAAAGGAUUUGGUAAGAUCAUUAGCCAACAUAUGUGCAUUUAGUUACACGAGAUUAUUUUUCUGGAGAAAAAAAAAUCUUGCAAGUGUCAACAAUCUCUUCAGUCAUUAUGAUGUCUUUAUUUUGUUUGUACUUGUAACUCACAUAAACAAAAGGCCUAUGAAUUUAAAGUAUGAAUCAACUCUUAGAUUUCUUCUCUUCAAUCACAGAAAAAAAGAAAUCCAUGAGUAAGCUUUUAUGGAUGUGUAUUAGUGCCUUUUCUACUACUGUAGUAAAACAAUGCCUACGUCAACUUAUGAGAGAAUUUGUUGGUUCAUGGUUCCUGGGAGAUACUGGAUCACAAUGAAAGUGGCAUGGCAACAAUUGUCAGACAGGGAAGGUAAAGCAAGAAGCUAAGAACUUACAUCUUUAACCUGAACCAUGAAGCAGAGAGUAGGAACUGGAAAUGGUGUAUGGAUGAAAACUCCCAGCCCCACCCCUAGUGACAUAUUUCAUAAGCAUGGCAGCAUUUUCUAAAUCUUCUGAAAUGACACCACCAACUGAGAAGGAAUGAUUUCUCUGACUAGAAAACUAGCCUACAUGCUAGUUUUCCAUUAUAUGAACCACUUCACAAUGAAGAAAAUCUCUAAAACAAGAAUAUCUUCCUGUUUCAUGAAGAAGAUGAAAACAGCUGGGUUACUGUUGAGAACAACCGAGAGAACACCACACACCAAUGUGUAGAAUCAAUAAGAACGUAAUCUUGGCCCUGUUAACACUGACUAGUUCUGCAUUUCUGCUGUUUCAACUGUACUACUACAAGCACUGUUUGUCACCAAAGCAGUACCUUGAGGAUAACACUGUGGAUGUUAUGGCCUUUCGGAGGAGGGCAAAGGAAUUACUGCAACUAGCAGCCAAUACAUUAUAGAAAUUGGGAGUACCCUUCUGGCUGAGCAGUGGAACUUGUCUAGGAUCUCACUGUGUAGCUCUGGCUGUCUGAAACAGGUUGGCCUAAAAGUGUCAGCCAUCAUAUCUGAUUUCAUUCAAACUUUUGAGGAAGCUGAGCACUCAGGCCAGGGUGGAAGACAGCUUGGAACUCUCCUUCCAGGGAAAAGAUGACGUCAAACUUGACAUUUUUUUCUUCUAUGAAGAGACUGACCAUAUGUGGAAUGGAGGCACGCAGGCCAAAACAGGGAAAAAGUUUAAAUUGUCUCUACUGCUGCAGUUUUUCAUCAGGUGCUGGACUAGCACAGAUCACAGACCCUUCAACAUUUGCUGACUUGAGGAGUUACCCCCUUGGUGAGCAUUUUCUUCCUGGGUAUCAUUCAGCCUUUUACUUCUUAGUUCCCAUUAGUCUUUCAUUUUUCUGCUGUUGUAUCUUUUAAAGAUAUAUGUUCUGUAUCUGCUUAAUUUUCAAAAGUUGUCUGUGUUUUUCAUAUUUGCUUUUCAUCCAUAGAGUCCAGAUCACCAAUAAUAAAAAGUGAUGACAAUAUAA
Messenger RNA from Peromyscus leucopus (white-footed mouse), 3598 nucleotides. Its product is annotated as zinc finger protein 431-like. NCBI's taxonomy places the organism in Eukaryota, Metazoa, Chordata, Mammalia, Rodentia, Cricetidae. Gene Ontology annotation, molecular function: DNA-binding transcription repressor activity, RNA polymerase II-specific. The record is from RefSeq and is a predicted model, not a curated record. The transcript has 7 exons. Gene Ontology annotation, biological process: negative regulation of transcription by RNA polymerase II. The coding region runs from base 316 to 1806 and encodes 496 amino acids.